AUGUCACAAGAGUAUUGGGAAGACGAUCCAAUGGAUAUGGAUGAGUGGGAAGAAGCGAUUCUAAACUCAGAAAACAUCCAUACACCUGCUCCACCCUCAACACAGCCACCACCACCGCCACCACCACCUCCCGCUCGUCUAACAUGCACCAUCAAGGCAGAAGACGACGAACGUCACCGACAAGAUCCAUCUGUACCGGCCAAGCGCAUGUACGACUUCCGCUGCGACGACCCCGAGCUUUGGAUACUUGGCAAACAAUAUCAAAGCAUUAGUAGUAUCAGAAUGUACCGUCGCAUGACCUGGACAGGCCCGUCUCAUCUUAGACCUUUGAUAAUUUAUGAAAGGGACAAUGAAUCUAAACGGCAAGAUCACCAAGUACAAGCAGGACCGUCCAAUCGUCCCCAGAGCCCAAUCAGUGUAUCAUCUACUCCUCCUGACAGUCCUAUCCCGCUUUCAUCUUCGUCCAACCCCUCUUGGAUCCACGACAAUGUAGAUAUUCGUCAAUCUCCUUCCAAUCUUCCAUUACCUACCAUUUUUUCUGAUAGACCAAACCCCCCGAUAUCAGCAAAAGGCCAGCCAUUACCUGAAGCCGCAUACGACCCUCACUGCAUCGGAUGGUAUAAUGGGGGACUUGUAAGACAACGCAUGGAUCAAAAUUGGUCAAGUGCUUCCGUCGUUGGAAUGUGGGGUCUCACGGUAGCGGAGGAAAUGAUAUCCUCUCAAGCUUUGAAGACCAGGGAAAGGGAAGGAAUUGUCGACGAAUUGAAAACCUUGCGAGAGGAAGUGGAUAGCAUUCUCAAGGCGGAGACAAAAAGAUCUAAGCAAUAG
Messenger RNA from Kwoniella shivajii, 828 nucleotides. RefSeq lists its product as uncharacterized. The record is from RefSeq and is a predicted model, not a curated record. NCBI's taxonomy places the organism in Eukaryota, Fungi, Basidiomycota, Tremellomycetes, Tremellales, Cryptococcaceae. The coding region runs from base 1 to 828 and encodes 275 amino acids. The transcript is spliced from 2 exons.